Molecule: messenger RNA, 453 nt
Organism: Paramuricea clavata
Lineage: Eukaryota; Metazoa; Cnidaria; Anthozoa; Malacalcyonacea; Plexauridae
Source: the annotation of a GenBank genome assembly
AUGGAUGCUGAACACAGUCAGAUUGGGUUUGAAAUAGAGGCGCUACAAAGUUUACUCAUCAUAUCAGACCCAGAUUUUGAAAACAAUCUAUUCACCAGAACACCAUCAAACUCACCAUCCACCAUAUUGACCAACCCAAUUUCAAUUCUCCCACAAUCCACCACACCUGUUAAUCCACCAACCAGCACGUCACAGAGUCCCAACACCAUAGACACGUCACAGAGUCCCAACACCAGAGACACAACCCCAACCUCCACCCAGACCCAACCCAGUACCCUAAUCGUGUCUCCAACCGCCAUCCCAAUCCACACCCAAAAACACCUUCACCCUAACAUCCCCAACUACAUCCCAAGCAAUCACACCACAAAAUCCACAAACACACCAAACCACCAACAUAUCCCAAGCACCUAUCACUCCCACCAACACACACCACACAACCACCAUAUUCAAUAA